UUACACCAUUUCAAUUUUCACCUUAUCACUUCCUCCCUACUUCGUAUUUGUCUCCUCCAACAAUGGCGACCCUCUCAUUUUCUCUCCUCCCCAAAACCCUAAAAAUCCCUUCAUCGAACCCCCUUAAACCUUCAACCUCUCUCCUCCCAAAUUCCUUCACCCUUCAAUCAUGGAAGUCGAAUCACAACACCCCACAUUCAAGAAGACGAAGCCUCGCAAUUAGGGCUGCCGGUGAUGGGGAUUACUCUGCUAAGAGAAGCAACAACAACAACAACAAUGGUGAGCAGAGGGAGACGAUAAUGUUACCGGGCUGUGACUAUAACCAUUGGUUAAUUGUUAUGGAGUUUCCUAAAGACCCUGCUCCUAGUAGAGAACAGAUGAUUGAUACUUACCUUAAUACCCUUUCUACUGUCUUGGGAAGCAUGGAAGAGGCAAAGAAGAACAUGUAUGCGUUUAGUACCACAACCUACACUGGUUUCCAAUGUACUGUAGACGAAGAAACGUCUGAAAAAUUCAAGGGAUUGCCGGGAGUUCUAUGGGUAUUACCCGAUUCUUACAUAGAUGUUAAAAACAAGGACUAUGGAGGGGACAAGUAUGUUAAUGGUGAGAUAAUUCCUUGCAAGUAUCCCACCUAUCAACCUAAGCAACGCAACACUGCAAAGUAUGAGAGUAGAAGGUAUGAAAGGCGACGAGAUGGUCCACCAGGAACUCCUCCCAGAAAACCUAGACAAGAGACUGCACCCUCUGAAUCAGCCUCCUCGUAAGGUUAACAAUUGCGUAAAGCAAAGCUUUUGGAGAUACUGUUUGCAUUUUGCUAAAUACCGAAGGAGCAGUAAUGCGCGCAUGGUCAAGUAUAAGUUUACACAUUGCUGCGGUGGGAGGAUGUGUUGCAACAGUAUUUUAUUGUAAGGCAGUAAGGCCAGCAAGGUAGUUCAGUUCAGUCCACUCUUUGGCUGGUGCUUACAAGAAUUUUGUUAUCCUUCUUUGCUCUUGUUUGCUGUCAAAUAGACUGUACAUUUUUGUUCUUAAUUAAAGCAUGUUUUCAUUGUUCUGUC
Messenger RNA from Spinacia oleracea (spinach), 1055 nucleotides. RefSeq names its product DAG protein, chloroplastic. Gene Ontology annotation, biological process: cytidine to uridine editing; chloroplast RNA modification. Gene Ontology annotation, cellular component: chloroplast. The record is from RefSeq and is a predicted model, not a curated record. The transcript has 5 exons. Bases 63 to 764 code for a protein of 233 amino acids. NCBI's taxonomy places the organism in Eukaryota, Viridiplantae, Streptophyta, Magnoliopsida, Caryophyllales, Amaranthaceae.